Molecule: messenger RNA, 1117 nt
Organism: Procambarus clarkii (red swamp crayfish)
Lineage: Eukaryota; Metazoa; Arthropoda; Malacostraca; Decapoda; Cambaridae
Source: RefSeq, a predicted model, not a curated record
AUGACAUCACCCAAAAGUCUAGGAAGGGUGUCCAUGACGUGGGGGGCCGUGGCGUCUGCGGGCUCGGCGUGGGCGGUCAUGGUGUGGGCGGCCGUGGCCUCUGUGGGCGUGGUGUGGGCGGUCCUGGCGUGGGGAGGAGUGGAAGGAUUUGCAGAGAAGUUCCAACGUCUACCUGACGUUGGGCGCUGCGGAUCCUCAGUCUUGACAAAGCCUAUCUCCUCCCGUCUCGUGUGCGCUGCCGUCUGUGCCCAAGACCCAUUAUGUGAAGGGUUCUCCUCCUCCAGCAGCAGCUGUGAGAAAGUACGGAAUGUUUCCAUGCCCGACCUAAAUCCAGUCUACACUUGCUUCGUCACGGCGUCAGUUUACAACAAACUCGCCACCACAAGUACUGCAGCACCCACCAAUAUGACUACAACUUCAACCAAUGCGACUACAACUUCAACCAAUGCGACUACAACUUCAACCAAUGCGACUACAACUUCAACCAAUGCGACUACAACUUCAACCAAUGCGACUACAACUUCAACCAAUGCGACUACAACUUCAACCAAUGCGACUACAACUUCAACCAAUAUGACUACAACUUCAACCACAGAACCACCCACCACCACAGAGGGACCCAUUAUGGUGACAUCAAUGCUGGGCGUGAGUGGAGUAAAAGUUAUAGGAUUUACCUAUACCAAUGAUUCCUUUAUCGGCUUCCUGUCCUUUGCCGGAUUUGCCAGCCCUGUCUCCAACCCGCCAUCAACCACGAAGAGCACUGCGUUGAGUAAUAGUGAGGAAUGUGGGGCUAAUCAAGUCAUGGUAGGGCUGGGCGACUUGGGUACUACCGACUAUGACAAGAGUGACCAGAGGAUGUAUUGUGCGGAUGUUGUAAGUCCACAUAACGUCACUCCCACUUGUCAAGUGGUGUCUAUUGGUCAACUACCACGCCCGACUGUAUCAGGCACAAACACUUCAUCUUGGUAUAACUGGUUUGCUUGCCAAAGUAGUUACGUAAUAACCAAAUGGACAUGGAUCUACGAUAAAAUGGCCCCAUACACCCCAUACCGAUACUCUACAGCAACAUGCUGUUUAGUUGUGUAACUAAAAUACUCAUUUUUAUAUGCUGCUCUUG